This is a messenger RNA of Cylas formicarius (sweet potato weevil), 2949 nucleotides long. RefSeq names its product septin-7 (gene pnut). Bases 484 to 2292 code for a protein of 602 amino acids. Lineage: Eukaryota; Metazoa; Arthropoda; Insecta; Coleoptera; Brentidae. Gene Ontology annotation, biological process: cilium assembly; cytoskeleton-dependent cytokinesis. The transcript has a single exon. The record is from RefSeq and is a predicted model, not a curated record. Gene Ontology annotation, cellular component: septin ring; cell division site; microtubule cytoskeleton. Gene Ontology annotation, molecular function: GTPase activity; GTP binding; molecular adaptor activity.
UUGCCACAACAAACUCUUUAUUUGAAAAGAUUUUGUACGGCGAUUAUUGAUCGAUCCAUUUGGGCGGGUGCGGACCUGUGCAUCGCCUUCGUUCGGAGUAGGGCGCGACAGCGUCGCCAUCUGGACUCCCGGUCAACGAUCAAACGAAAAACGAACAUCGCGAAACGCCGCGCUGCUAACUGACCUGCACGGCUGUUUGUUGCGUUGUUCGUGGCGAAAUGAAAUAAAGCCGAUCGCCAUUGCCGGUUUCCGCAGUUUGCACGGACCGUUUCACCCGUAUCGCGUAUAAUAUCGGCCGAAUAUCGGUCCCUGCGUCGAGCACAGCGCGAUUUUCGGCCCGGGUGUGGCUUUGUGUCGAGAUAAACAACGUUAGUCAUCGGUUGUCGCGGGCGGCCGGUGCAAAAGUGACAGUAGUGACAGUUGCCGGAACUAUGUCGACCUAAUCGUGUGUCGUGACGGUUAUAUACUCUAUCGCUCGCUAGGAUGAGUGCCAAUAAUGUGAACGCGACCGUUCCUACCACUCAGGCGACCGCUACGAUCAAAUCACGGCCGAAUAUAAUGCCGAGUAGUUACUUGUACACCUCGAGCAGCGCGCUGUUGAAUCGCAACAACGAAAACAAACCGACUCCGCCGCCUACUCUUCCAAAGUAUACGUCGAGUUUUAACGCCGGUAGUGGUUUGAGUCGCGAUAGGGACAAGGACUCGAUCGGUGGCUCUUACAGACUUUCGAGCUUGGAUCGUUUAGCGAUGAGGCAAAAGUUUAUGGACCAGCAGAGCCCCACGAAUGGAACCCCGCAGACGAACGGCGCGGAUACCGCGCCGCCGAGCAUCCAGAGCAAACGUGAGAUGUUUUUUUCGUCGGCCACCGAUUCCAACAAGGAUUCGAAUCGAUUGAAUAAGACGCCGUCGGUGGAGAAGCCCGCGGAGCCGCCUAUCAAGAAAGACAGCCCUCCGGAGCCUCCGGCGAAGGAAAAAGACGAGUCUAGCAAGGAAUCGAGCCCCGAAAUCGUCAAAGAGCGGCCUAAGCCCAAGGAGUUGGACGGUUACGUGGGGUUCGCCAAUUUGCCUAAUCAAGUGUACCGGAAAGCGGUGAAAAAGGGCUUCGAGUUUACGCUGAUGGUUGUGGGUGAAUCGGGCCUAGGCAAAUCUACCCUGAUUAAUUCCAUGUUUUUGACCGAGAUUUACAAUUCAGCAGAUUAUCCGGGCCCCACUCAACGACUGAAAAAAACCGUAGCCGUGGAAACAACUAGGGUUCUUUUGAAAGAGAACGGCGUCAAUCUGAUGCUCACGAUGGUGGACACGCCGGGAUUCGGGGACGCAGUGGACAACAGCAACUGCUGGGUGCCCAUCAUCGAGUUCAUCGAGAGCAAAUACGAGGACUAUUUGAACUCGGAGGCGAGGGUUACGCGCAAGAUGAGCCCCGACCAAAGGGUCCACUGCUGUUUGUACUUUAUCCAACCAUCCGGGCACGGCCUGAAGAGUUUGGACAUCGAGUUCAUGAAGAGGCUGUGCGACAAAGUUAACAUCAUCCCAGUCAUUGCGAAGGCGGAUACUUUGACAUCAGACGAGUGCACGCAGUUCAAAAAGCAGGUGAUGAACGAGAUCGCCCAGCACAAAAUCAAGAUUUACGAGUUCCCCGACAUGUCGGAGGAAGACGAGGAACACAAACUCAACAAAUCCUUAAAAGAUAGGGUGCCGUUCGCGGUGGUGGGCUCCAACGUGGUGAUCGAGAGCGAGGGCAAAAAAACCAGAGGCAGGAGGUAUCCGUGGGGCGUAGCGGAGGUGGAAAACUUGGAGCAUUGCGAUUUCAUCGCCCUACGCAACAUGGUGAUACGGACUCACCUGCAGGACUUGAAAGACGUCACCAAUAAUGUUCACUACGAGAACUACCGGUGCAGGAAGCUCGCUGGAUUGGGCACCGACGGGAAACCGUCCCGGAUAUCUAACAAAAACCCCUUGGCGCAAAUGGACGAGGAGAAACGUGAGCACGACUUGAAGAUGAAGAAGAUGGAGGCGGAGAUGGAGCAGGUGUUUGAGAUGAAGGUGCGGGAGAAGAAGCAGAAGCUGAAGGACAGCGAGGCGGAGCUGACCAGACGCCACGAGGCGACGAAGAAGCAGCUCGAGCAACAGGCCAAAGAACUGGAGGAGAAGAGGCGGCAGUUUGAGCAGGAGAAAGAGGCGUGGGAGAAGGAGAACUGCAUCACGGUCGAGGAGUUGCGUAGGCGGUCCCUGGAGGGCAGCAGGGAGACGAUGGACGGUAAGAAAGACAAGAAAAAGAAAGGUUUAUUUUAGGUUCAUAAAGGGAGGUGUGAAAAUAGUGCGGGACUGAGACGUGGAUGUAAAAAGUUUCUCCAUUGUAUUUAUUUUACUGAGUAAGAGUAUUAUAAACGCGGUAGGCUUCAAUAGUUAUAAAGUUUUAUACCACAGUUAUUAUAUUAUAGGGAAAUCUCGAAGGCUGUUGUUUUUUUAAAUUUGUUUCGCAAUAUCGUUUUUUAUGUAAAGAUACACUCUAUCCCCGCCCAGUAACUCGCAGUUACUUUAUGAAAGCAAAAUAAAUCUUUUAGUCCGGAUGCUCCAAAAAAGAAACUGCCAUCUACGAAAGUAGGUUAGCCGAAAACAUGUCUUAGAAAUUAUCUGUGUAUAUUAUAUAAAAAAAAAUCGUAUUGAACGAAAUAUGAACCCGCAUAGAUUUUAUUUAAUAAAUGUAUUUAUUAAGAGUAUAAAUAUUAUUGUCAAGAAAUGAUAAUAGUGGCAACGCCUAAGUUUUCGAUGUGGAUUUAAAUUGUAAAAGAGAAGCCGUUCCUUGCAAAUGUGUAAUGAUGUAUUCCGACAUUUUGCUUUUAAGACGGAGCAUGUGCCAUCUCUAUCGAGUUUUUUUCCUGUCGUUUUAUAAAUACUGUGUAAGUUGUAAAAAUCGAAAGAAAUUUUAAAAUAUAUUUUUUAUUUCUC